AUGACAGAACCCGAGACCCUGGCCCUGCUGGAAGUGAAGGGGCCUGAGACCCUGGAGAAGAGCCCACCCCAGGCCUUGGUCCCCAAUGGCCGGAAGCUGGAAGGGGAAGACGGGGUUGAGUCCCUUGGAGCUGAAUCCUCUAGAGUGGGGUCUUCAGCUGAGUCUCCCACAGCCAGAGAGGGGACCGAGGACGGUCUAGACAGCACAGUAAGUGAGGCUGCCACUUUGCCUUGGGGAACUGGCCCCCAGCCCAGUGCCCCGUUCCCAGAUCCCCCGGGCUGGAGGAACAUUGAGCCUGAGCCCCCCGAGUCAGAGCCACCCACCAAACUAGAGGAGUUGCCUGAAGAUGAAGCCAGCCUGCUGCCCGAGAAGGCAGCCCGGGCCUUCGUGCCCAUCGACCUACAGUGCAUUGAGCGGCGGCCCCAGGAGGACCUCGUUGUGUGCUGUGAGGCCAGCGAGGGCGAGCACCGCCGGACCUUCCUGCCCCCCCGGGCCACCCACCCUGAGCCCCCGGAGUGCAAGUGGGCCGAAGCAGUGGUGAAGCCGCCUGGCCACUCCUGUGGGGGCUGUGGGGGCUGUGGAGGCCGAGAGGUGCUGAGGGCCGUGGCCUCGGUGGCAGCUGCCCUCAUCCUCUUCCCCUGCCUGCUCUACGGGGCAUACGCCUUCCUGCCCUUCGAUGCCCCACGCCUGCCGACCAUGAGUUCCCGCCUUAUCUACACCUUGCGCUGUGGGGUCUUUGCUACCUUCCCCAUUGUACUGGGGAUCCUGGUGUACGGGCUGAGCCUGCUGUGCUUUUCUGCCCUUCGGCCCUUCGGGGAGCCGCGGCGGGAGGUGGAGAUCCACCGGCGAUACGUGGCCCAGUCGGUCCAGCUCUUCAUCCUCUACUUCUUCAACCUGGCCGUGCUUUCCACCUACCUGCCUCAAGAUACCCUCAAACUGCUCCCUCUACUCACCGGUCUCUUUGCCAUCUCCCGGCUCAUAUACUGGCUGACCUUCGCUGUGGGCCGCUCCUUCCGAGGCUUUGGCUACGGCCUGACCUUCCUGCCUCUGCUGUCCAUGCUGAUGUGGAACUUCUACUACAUGUUCGUGGUGGAGCCUGAACGCAUGCUCACCGCCUCCGAGAGCCGCCUGGACUACCCUGACCAUGCCCGCUCAGCCUCAGACUACAGGCCCCGCUCCCGGGGCUGA
Molecule: messenger RNA, 1188 nt
Organism: Budorcas taxicolor (takin)
Lineage: Eukaryota; Metazoa; Chordata; Mammalia; Artiodactyla; Bovidae
Gene: TMEM79
Product: transmembrane protein 79
Exons: 3
Coding region: 1-1188 (395 amino acids)
Biological process (GO): regulated exocytosis
Cellular component (GO): trans-Golgi network membrane; lysosomal membrane
Source: RefSeq, a predicted model, not a curated record